UAUCGUUACACCCCUAAUAAAUAGAUAGAUAGAUAGAUAGAUAGAUAGAUAGAUAGAUAGAUAGAUAGAUAGAUAGAUAGAUAGAUAGAUAGAUAGAUAGAUAGAUAGAUAGAUAGAUAGAUAGAUAGAUAGAUAGAUAGAUAGAUAUUUAAUCACAUGUAUUUAUUAAUAUAUUGUGGGACUCUCGAAGGGAUCACCGGUGUUUGAGUGAUGUUCCACUUAUUUAUUUUCUUUCUGUGUGUUCGUAUUUGUCAUGGUGAUCGUUCUGGUGUUUGUUUAACUAGGCUGCAUGUAUUUUUUUGUGAAUACUGAUUUCUCCGACUCCCCGAAAAGGCACCACCGCGAUCGGUGAGGGGAGGAGAAAAACGAGAGAAGAAGAGAGGUGAAAGAGGCGGUUGUGUAGAAGUGGAAGACGAAUAAAACCACCCUGGGAAACUCAAAACUUGUCCCUCGUUGUGACUCGGGGCCGUAACAAUAUUUAAUGAUAUUCAGAACUACUGAGAUAGAUAGAUAGAUAGAUAGAUAGAUAGAUAGAUAGAUAGAUAGAUAGAUAGAUAGAUAGAUAGAUAGAUAGAUAGAUAGAUAGAUAGAUAGAUAGAUAGAUAGAUAGAUAGAUAGAUAGAUAGAUAGAUAGAUAGAUAGAUAGAUAGAUAGAUAGAUAGAUAGAUAGAUAGAUAUUUAAUCACAUGUAUUUAUUAAUAUAUUUAAUGAUAUUUAGAACUACUGGGAGAAAUCGUUUUUUUUUUUUUUAAUAUACUGUAGUAGAGGUGUAACGAGUUCAAAUCUGACAUAUUUUCAGGUAAGCUGAUUGCCAAACAUUUCCCAUAGUCAUCUGCUAGCAAAGAGGAGCACUUUGUGAUCAAGCAUAGGACGAAGCUGAUUGAGUCCGAGACCAACAUCAAUCCAAUUCUGAACCUUCUGCUGGAGCAGAAAUGUGACAGUGUGAUGAUGGCAUAACAAUAAAAUGUGUGAAUUUACAAUGCGUACGUGACCAACAACUGCCCUGAUUGCCACUGAAAUGUUCCAUUUAAGAAAGAUAAUGUUUUAGAGGCAACUGGAUGGUUGUUUGUAUCAAAACAUUUGGUUCGGUGUGUAAUUCCACAAGAUCAUUUUUUAUUUUCUAGCUUUGACCUUUUAAAAACAUGGAAUAUUACAUUUGGGUGUGGAUGAUGCAACCCGGAAGUGCAGUCGGAAAUAAGACGGGGGAAUUCCUAUUUGUGCUUUAUCAUUAUCGUUUGUUUGUAUCGAAAGUGUCACACUUGUUUCAAACUACUAUAUAUAGUGUGUAUAUAUAUAUAUAUAUAUAUAUAUAUAUAUGAGUUGUUUUAACUCGUUUAAAGUAGUUUUAAAGUAGUUUAAAAUAAGGCGGUUCAUUCAAAUGGUUACAUGGUUGGCGGUGCUGCGUUCAAUGUACCUCGGUAAUAUGUGAGCCUUGAGUCAAUCAGUUGCGCUUUGCUCAAAAUUCAACUAUGUCAGGUAUGUAAGUGUGCCAGGUCAGAAUUAAUUCAGACCGGAUUGAUGACAUUUCACGAUAUUUUGCCAUGUGUGUUUGCUGUCGAGGUUGGGCGUGUCCAUUUCUGCAAAAUAAAAACAAACGCGAAAGUCCGCCCACAGCACAGCCGCGCUGCGUUCGGACCGCUCAUCUCGCUCGUUCACUAACUUCUCGACUUAAUUCCCCGCUAAAAAUUUGAAAUAAUGACCACUAUAAAGAGAUGCGUGAUGGCCGCGCUGCAAAACCUGGAUGAGGAUCAAUACAAAAUGUUCUGUAAUGCUCUGGUGGAUCGCCCCGGUGACAGAAGGGUGGAGGAAAACAAGGUCCGGAGGAAGGACUACAUCGACGUAACCAACGUGCUGGUGUCCACUUUCAGCGAGAACGGAACUCCAGCCGUGGUCAUCGAAUUGCUCGAGAAAAUCGGUUGCAGCGAUGAGGCCAAAGAUCUCGAUGACCGGAUUGCCGAACCUCUCCCAAAGUCAUCUGCUAGCAAAGAUAAGCACUUUGUGAGCAAGCAUAGGGUGAGGCUGACUGAGUCCGUGACCAACAUCAAUGCAAUUCUGCACCGUCUGCUGGAAAAGAAGGUCAUCCAUGAUGGGAUCUAUGAUGAAAUCCACGAUGCAGAGGGCAACCAGGAAAAGAUGACCAAGAUCUACAAGCUGGUUCUCAAGUCCGGCAACCGUGCCAAGGACAUUUUCUUGGAAAUCCUCAAGGAGCAAGAGCCGGCCCUCGUGGAGGAGCUGGAGAACUUUCCAAUACAAGAGGAGCACUUUGUGAUCAAGCAUUGGUCGGAGCUGAUUGAUUCCCUGACCAGGAUCAAUCCAAUUCUGAACCGUCUGCUGGAAAAGAAGGUCAUCCAGGAUGAGGUCUAUGAGGAAAUCCACGAUACAAAGGGCAACCAGGAAAAGAUGACCAAGAUCUACGAGCUGGCUCUCAAGUCCGGCAACCGUGCCAAGGACAUUUUCUUGGAAAUCCUCAAGGAGCAAGAGCCGGCCCUCGUGGAGGAUUUGGAGAACAUAGCGUAGAUGUCUGUCCUCCUAUUUCCACUCUGGCUAAUUUACAGAAUUCCACUUUUCUCUACGCACGACCUUUUCCGGAGACUAAGAGUACCAAACAAAGUCAAAAUGUUAAAACAAGUGUUUGAUACACAGAUCAGCGUUCUCUUCUGAUAAGUUCCGCAUGCUCGAUGGCCCUGCUGAGGUAACUUGGUGAUAAAGCGCUGCCUCAACAUGUGAACAUCCAAUUUUAUGGGCUUUCAACUUUAACCUCAGUUUAUUGGACAUGCCACACCCUCAAAACUGGCUCAUUUUCACUCGUGGAGGCAACAGGAUGCAGUCCAUUGUGUGUUUGUCACAUUCGGAAUGGUGCCGGACGACUCGGUGCCGCUUGCACCAGGGUUUAUUGAAGGGAAAAGACACGAUGACGGGAACAAACAGGCAGGAGAACACAGUGAGGUAUGGGCAGCAGAAAAGGACGGGAACCAGACGUGGGAAGAUCUAGACGGAGUGAAAACGAUAAGCAAGAUUUUUUACUGAUCAAAAAAUUACAGGGAGUGACAUGCAGACAUAUAUACAAUACUGGUAACAAGGGGCAGCGGAGCGGAGAUGUGAUACAAUUCGUGCAAACAAUUCUCAGGAAAUAUUGCAACAAUUUGAUUUUAAAAUCACUUUGAUUCAACUUUUAAUCUUAUGUCUUCUGGCUGUUGUCUCGAUCAAUAAAACAUGAGGGUGGAAUGCA
Molecule: messenger RNA, 3229 nt
Organism: Syngnathus typhle (broad-nosed pipefish)
Lineage: Eukaryota; Metazoa; Chordata; Actinopteri; Syngnathiformes; Syngnathidae
Product: NACHT, LRR and PYD domains-containing protein 1 homolog
Exons: 5
Coding region: 1696-2517 (273 amino acids)
Biological process (GO): regulation of apoptotic process; inflammatory response; innate immune response
Source: RefSeq, a predicted model, not a curated record